Girardinichthys multiradiatus is the source of this 9132-nucleotide messenger RNA. RefSeq names its product latent-transforming growth factor beta-binding protein 1-like. NCBI's taxonomy places the organism in Eukaryota, Metazoa, Chordata, Actinopteri, Cyprinodontiformes, Goodeidae. The transcript is spliced from 36 exons. The record is from RefSeq and is a predicted model, not a curated record. Bases 758 to 6400 code for a protein of 1880 amino acids. Gene Ontology annotation, molecular function: calcium ion binding.
AACGUUGUUUCAGAUCUUCUCUGUGGUGCACAACCCUCAGCUCCAUAACUGAUUGAUUCUAAAGGCCUCAAACGUAGGAUCCUUCUUAUCCUAAUAAUCCAUUCAGGCGAUUGUUUUGACUCGGUUCUGUAGGGAAGGAGUGUGAAGGAUGGUAGAUGUUCAGUUACUGAUUUAUGUUCCUGAAACUCGGAUCAUGUUAACAUCUCUGCAGAUAUCCCCCAUUCUGCAGAAUCAUCAGUGCUGUUCGUUUCAGUUGAACCCAGUUUGGUUCUGGACCAGCUGCAGCAGCAUCAGAGGUGUUUAUGCAGUUAAACUCGGUCUGGUUCUGAGCCCACAGCACACCCACUCAUGCUCUGCAGAUAUGGUCCUACUGCAGAUGCAUUAAUGCUGUUUGUUUCAGUUAAACCCAGUCUGGUUCUGGUUUCACGGCAUCCCUGCCAGUACCGGUAACUGGGGACUCACCGGAAGUCUGUGUCGGUUCUGGCAAGUCGUCGAACAGGUCCAUUCUUCUCCUGGAUUAGCCCAACAGCUAACAGGUAAGCAACCAGGGUGCUUAUGGGCCCCCUGGCUCUUUUGGUCCCUGAUUCAGACCCCCUGAUUGUCCCCUACGCCCCUGGAAGUGGCCGCUGCUGCCGGCUGUGAUAACUCGGUGGAAACUUUCCCACCGCAGCAGUGACCCUGAACGUCUCACCCGGAGGUUGACCGGGCUGGGGUCUGAUCUCAGGGCAGUCUGUGGGGGUCUCCUGAGCGCCUCGCCAUGCGGAUGUGGCUCCUGUGUUUGUGGACCAGCUGGAUGUUGUUGCUCCGGAACGCAGCGUUGCAGCUUCCUCGGCGGGAGGAGGGAGGCGUGCAGCCCGGUGAGCAGCACCAGAUGGAGCCCGAAGGAGUCUGGACCGGGUUCCGGAGGAGGAGCACCGGGAAACCCUUAGGUCCUUUGCAGCAGGAUGGAACUGAGCCGGGAGAGACUGCAGGGCAGACCGGGGCCCGGAGGAGAGCAGCUCUGAGGGGUCUUCAUGUUUGUGGAGGUCGAUGUUGUCCCGGCUGGACCCUGUCAUCUAAAACCAGGAGGUGCACCAAGCCCAGAUGUUCUCCUCCCUGCCGUAAUGGAUCAUUGUGUCGACUUUCCAACAGCUGUCUGUGCAGGAAAGGUUUUCAUGGUGUUCGCUGCCAAUUUUCCAAAGUCCUUCUUCCUGUGGGAGGCCCUCCAGUGACAUCCAGCAAUCCCACUGGUCAACCUGCCUCCACCACCAUAGCAUCUGGACCAACCAGGGCCAGCAGAAAACCUGAACCUACAGAUUCAGAUAAAAAUCCAUUAAAUGAUGAAGACUCUGGUCCUCUGAAGGCUGGAAGUUUAGCAGCUCAAACUGAGGGGGAUCCAGGAGGUGUUACUAACAGGUUUUUGACACCAACGGAGAACAAAGCCUCUUCAGGAAGCAAGGAUCUGAAGAGGACAGAUCCAGAUCUAGAAAGGCAAAUAACAGUUUUAGAGCAAGUUGUUGUGGAGUCAAAGCCCCAAACAGAAAGCAGGAACCCACACAGAGCUGAAUCUCUGGAGCUGAAAUCAAGCCUGGUAGAUAAAGAGGCUGAAGAUCUGACAGGAGCAAAGAGGAGCCCAGAGGAGAAAGAAGGAGAUGCAGAGGAGGUGAUGAGGCAAAUCCCAAGUUUGAGGGAGGCCCAGUCUGUCCUGCUGAGAAACACUUUAUUACAUGGAGGAAGAGGAGGCAACAUGGCCACUCUGUUGAUGAAGCACAUAACAAGAGAGAAGAGGAAGCUACAUACUUUGAACUCUUCAUACAACUCUUCAUCCUCCUCUUCAGUAAAAACCAUGAGGACCUUUCACAAUCAGAGGGACCAGUACAACAUCCACCUCUCUGAUCCCAAAGUCCUCUGUCCUCUGCUCUGCAAGAACGGAGGCAUCUGUGUGCAGAAGGAUCGCUGCCUCUGCCCCACAAACUUCACUGGAAAGUUCUGCCAGAUUCCCGUUCCACCUUUAGCCGCCAGGCCCAGUGGCGCCGCCCUACCGUCCUCCACAAAUGAGAUUGUCAAACCUGUGCUUCUCUCUGGCACGGCAGCCAAUCACGAGCUGAUGAGGUCAGAGUUCCUGCUGCCGCUCGGGCCGAACCAGGAGGUGCCGCGGUCCACAGCGGCAGAUUCCCGCAUGGUGAAGGUCAGAGUUCAGCACCCCCCCGAGGCCAGUGUGAAGAUCCACCAGGUGAUGAAGAUUUCUGGGCCCAGUCCUCCCUUGCGGACCAUCUCUUCCUCGUCUUCUUCAGGUUCGGCUGGCGCUCCGGCACCAGCUCCGGAUCCAGCAGGUGUCAGUAGUAUCCAGGCUCAGACCUUGAGGGGUGGUGGUACCUACAACCUGCAGUCUGGCUUCAAAUACUGCUUCAGAGAGGUCAAAGAUGGACAGUGCAGCUCUCCACUUCCUGGUCUGAGGAGCAGAGAGGUGUGCUGCAGAGGAAUCGGGAAGGCGUGGGGCCUCACUGACUGUACGCUCUGUCCUGAAAUCCCAGGUCAAAGCAACAGCAGCUGUCCUGUCGGGUUCGAGCAAGCCAAUGGAACGCAGUGCGUCGAUGUGAAUGAGUGCCUCCAGCCGGGGCUGUGUGAGAACGGCAUCUGUGUGAACACCAAGGGGAGCUAUAGCUGUGUGUGUCGGUUGGGGUUCAUCCUCGAUGCCACACAUGGAAUCUGCAUCUCACAAAGUGUGAUAUCAGAGGAGAAGGGUCAGUGUUAUCGAGUCGUGGGCUCGGGUCUGGGUCCGUCUUCCUGCUCCUUGCCCAUCGUCCGGAACAUCACCAAGCAGAUCUGCUGCUGCAGCCGAGUUGGUAAAGCCUGGGGACCCAAAUGCCAGAGAUGUCCUUACUUUGGUUCAGUUGCCUUUAGGGAGAUCUGUCCAGCCGGUCCUGGUUAUCAUUACUCCGCUUCAACUCUGCAGUUCAGCCAGCGGGUUGACGCCCGGCUGGCCGGCCGGGGAUCCCUGCUGACAUCGCAGGACAACACAGGUCCUGUUCCUGGGACCAGUGGGGGUGGAACCUCCAGUUCUCAGCAGGGACUCACCUCCUCUGGUUCAUCAACUGCUACCCGACCCAGUCCACGUCAGCCCGAAGUCCAAACUCCACCACAGCCUCAGCCCGGCCGGGCUGCUGGCUCAACUACCAGAACUUCUCAGGACAGACUGGAGCAACAGCAGGGCCGGCCCAACUCUCUGCCAGCGAGACCUCAGCUCCCUUCGACUGAAAAUCAAGCUGCCAGUCAGCUUUCUUCUGGAUCCCGACCUGACCCACCAGCAGGACGAAGGGACUCUCUGCCGACUCCAGCAGCGCCUCAGAUCGCCGAGCUUGGACCCAGACCCGGUGGAGAACUCCCCGUUCCAGAGAGACGGGCUGUGAGUCCGACGAGCCGCCCCACCAGAGUCCAGACUGAUCAGGGUGUUUGUCAGAGCAGACCAGGUGUGUGUGGGCGUGGUCACUGCGUGGAUCAGCCAGGUGGGAAAUACACCUGUGAGUGUGAUGAGGGAUACCAGCCCAGCGCUCAGCGAAGCCACUGCUACGAUGUGGACGAGUGUCAACAGAAUCCCUGCAGUAACGGGCGCUGUGAAAACACAGCAGGAAGCUACAGGUGUGUCUGUCGCCAUGGUUACAGGCUUGUUGGGAACACUUGUGAAGAUGUGGACGAGUGUCGGCAGAAUCCCUGCAGUAACGGGCGCUGUGAAAACACAGCUGGAAGCUACAGGUGUGUCUGUCGCCAUGGUUACAGGCUUGUUGGGAACACCUGUGAAGAUGUGGACGAGUGCGUGGAUCCUCUGCAAUGUCCGGGUCAGGAAUGUGUCAACACUCCAGGUUCUUACCGCUGCUCAUCCUGCCAGCCGGGAUUCGGGCUGCUCAAUGGGCUCUGCACAGACAUCGAUGAGUGUAGGCAGUCUCCAUGCUCCAACGGCCGCUGUGAGAACACACCUGGAAGCUAUCAAUGUGUCUGUCGCCAUGGCUACAGGCUCCAAAACAACACCUGCACAGACGUAGAUGAGUGUGCAGAGCCUUCUCAGUGUCCUGGACAGAUGUGUGUGAACUCUGUGGGGUCUUACAGGUGUGUGUCGUGUCGUCCAGGAUACACACUGACCAACAGACAGUGUACAGAUGUAGAUGAGUGUGCGAGCGUCGGAGCGUGUGAAGCGGAGCAGAUGUGCGUGAACACCGUCGGCUCGUUCAGGUGCGACUGUCGACCCGGAUACCGAAGCUCAGGCCUCAGAAGGCAGUGCAGAGACAUUAACGAGUGUUUGGAGGGUGACUUCUGUUUCUCCAGAGGGGAGUGUGUGAACAUACCUGGAUCAUACACCUGUGUGUGCUCACCUGGAUUCACGCUGAAUGAAAACAGGACGGGCUGCCUCGACGUGGACGAGUGUGUGAGGUCUGGCAUGUGUUCAGAUGGCCGCUGUGUAAACACCGAAGGCUCCUUCGAGUGUCAAUGUGAAACUGGCUUCACCACCAACCCUGAGAAGACUGCCUGCCUUGAUGUCGAUGAGUGUGUCUUGACCAGCGAUUCCGUUUGUGCAUCGCAGCAAUGUGAGAAUACGAUUGGCUCGUACCGCUGCCUCGUUUCCUGUGAGGCGGGUUAUCGAGUGACAGCCGAUGGCAGCUGUGCAGAUGAGGACGAGUGUGUGUCUCAGGUGGGUGUGUGCGGCUCGGCUCGCUGUGAGAACACGCAGGGAAGCUUCACAUGUAAAUGUGACGGAGCAGCAGACAUCUUUGACUCCUCCACCAGACAGUGUGUGAGCUCUGUAAGACCAGGAUCUGGGACACUUCCUGAGUCCAGACACUCUUCCUCUUCAUCCUCUGUCUCAUCUGGCUUCCAAAUCAGCAUGGUGGACGUUGCUCCGGUGCUGCAACCACACCCUGCGGCUCGGCCCGGAGAGCUGAGGGAGUGUUACUACAACCUGGCCGAUCAGGGCGUCUGCAGCUUGCUGGCCGCCAACACCAGCCGGCAGGAGUGCUGCUGCACCAUGGGGGAAGGCUGGGGGCUGGACUGCCAGUACCACGCCUGUCCACUUGCAGACACAGCCGAGUUUCUGUCUCUGUGUCCCAGUGGGAGAGGAUAUGUGACGGCAGGACCAGCAGCCUUUAGCUACACAGAUGUAGACGAGUGUAAGCGUUUCUAUCCAGAGGUGUGUAAGAAUGGAGUGUGUGUCAACAACAUCCCAGGAUACAGAUGCUACUGCUCCAGUGGUUUAGUUUACAACAGCGCGCUGCUGGAGUGUGUCGAUUACGAUGAGUGUGAGGAGGAGACCUGUGUUGGGGGAGUGUGUGUGAACACUGUCGGUUCAUAUCACUGCAGCUGUCCGCCUCCGCUGGUGUUGGACGACACCCAGAGAAACUGUGUGAAUGCUUCCCACCUCACUGUGGAUGAAAACCUGUCCGUAUGCUGGCAGCACGUUAGCACCGACCUGCUGUGUCAGAGUCCUCUGCUCGGAGCUCAGGUCACCUUCAUCGACUGCUGCUGCUUCUACGGGGAGGGCUGGGGGAUGGGCUGCGCCCUCUGCCCCUCCACCGACUCAGAGGAGUACGCCUCUCUAUGCAGUUCACAUUCUGCAGCUACAUUUCCAGGGAACUUCCCAGACUCAUUUGGAUCAGAAACUGGACCAGGACGAGGAGCAUCUCCCUACAGUCCGGAGUUCAUCCCUCCAGGAGAGCUUCCCGGCAGAGAUUUCAGUCGUCCUGACUAUGAAGACUACCCUCCAGCAGGGGGCAGCAGGUCAGGAUUCAGGGGGAGGCCCCCGGUCUCCUUCGGCCAGCCGGAUGAAGCCUAUCAUGGGUCUGAGUUCAGUCCUGGUUACUACCCAGAAGGAGCCUACGGCUCUCCAGACAGCUUCCUGCCCAGAGCUCCAACCUUCAGGCUCCCUCCAGACCCCAGAUCUGACAUUGCAUUUGGGGCACAGCCACUGUCUCCAUCCCGGCCCGACUCAUCUCCUCGGAACCCGGCGCCACUGCCUGGAUCUUCCUACGAGGACCGGGAGGAAGAGGAAGACUUCAGGACGUGGAGGCCCGGAUCGCACUUUCCUCCUUUUGACAGGAGCACAGAUGGAGGCGGAUCACCAAGGAGGGUGUAUGAGAGGCGAUACGAGACGCACGCCGGUCUAAAUGCAGCCGAAGAUUGUGGGAUUCUGCAUGGCUGUGAAAAUGGCCAGUGUAUUCGCGUUGCAGAGGGUUACACAUGUGACUGCUACCAGGGCUUUGAGCUGGACAUGACCUCCAUGACCUGCAUCGACAUUAACGAGUGUGAAGACAGUGUUGGCCUGCAGUUUCCGUGUGUUAACGCUCGCUGCGUGAACACCGAAGGCUCGUUCCGUUGCGUCUGCAGGAGAGGAUACGUCAUGUCCCGCAGACGGAACCACUGCAUCGCUGCUUAGACCGGACUGGACUGGGAUCCAGUAAACAGACAGAACUGCAUAGUAGCACAUUAAACUGGCUUUAUUAUUAAAUGACAUAUGAUAAACUAGCAGGUGAAAUGAUACUGGACUGAAAUAUUCAGCUGAUUCUGUUUGCACUUGCCGACCAAAGACAGAAGAGUUUUUCCUGUAGACUGAUUUAACAUCACCCUGAUCUCCAGUUUAUCCUUGGGAGAAACUUCCAUGACAAAUACACCAGAUCGUUCCCCACUGUCAAUCUGAACACAGGACCGACCUCAUAGGCUGCCAGUUUGGUGUUUCUACUCCCCAUCAAAGCUCUUUCUUAUUUUAAAGGCACAUAUCGUCAUAUGUACAACUUUUCCUUUUUAAUUCUGGUCAAGCUUGCAGCUCAUCAUGGUAGUACUUAUUUCCAUGUCAAAAAUAAGACAAUAUGUUUAACAAUCAAAAGAAACAGAGUGAGCACAAGGUAGCUGACAACACUGCAGAGGAGUGAUGACAUGUUUGGAAUGCCUAAGACAAAAGUAGUGACAAAAAACUGCAUCUUGAAUUUGAGUUCAUAAAGUGAAGAUUUAUCCAGUGUUGUGGAGGAAGUCAGGAGAAAUAGCUGAGAGCGAGAGCUUGGAGACCUAACACCCAGCAAAAUAUAGGCAGAAAUUAUACGCAUUGCACUAAAAACAUAAUAUCUUUCCAAAUAUUGCUUUCAAGCAGUCCUUUACGAUUGCGAUUUUGCUAACAAAUAUUUUGAUGACUGCACUUGUAAUUAUCUUGUGGCGCUUUGAAAAAAUUAGCUGUGCAUAGAAGAAUCCCGACAUCCAACAGUCAUGCUCCAGUGCUUCAUGUAAAAAGAUGUUCACAGUCUAAAAUGUUUAUGGAACAUAAUUAAUCUAAUAUCAGGUAAACAGUAAACUGUUCGUGCUAACAAAUAUUUUAAAUAUCUGUUUAUAUGUAGCCUCGUUGCUAAUAUUGAACUGUUUCUAAGGCUAUAAUGUUUUUUAAAUUUUCAAUACACCAAAGUCAUUUACUGAUAAAUAAUGAACAGUUAAAACAUGUUUUUAUUUAAUUAUUUAACUGUUAACUUGAUGGCUAACAAACAAAAGCAGAACGUACUAAUAAUAAUGAAUUGCUUCUUUUAAAUAGUUGAAAUGAUUGUAAUCUUAAGGUCUAAUAUCAUGAGAAAAUGUUUAGAGAUUAACUACUUUAAUUGUGGAAAUAUGUCAUUAUGGUUUUGGUAGCUUUUGGGCUGCUUGGUUACAGUUAGCUCAGAUGCUAUAAAGCAACCUCAAACAUGUUACUGCUAAAACAAGAAGGCAUUCAAUUAUUUGCUUUUAGAUUUUGCCUUUCUUUUAAGACUAAAAAGGGAAUUAUUAAAAUGUUUCAUUCGAAUUAUUGAAAUUUGUUACUUUGGAGAAGUUUCUACUGUUACCACACAGUCAGCUUAACAGGCAGUGAAGUUGGAAAGUGUUAUUGAUAAUCAAAACAACUAUAUAGCCUUUCUACCUAUUUUUUAAUUGACUCAUUACAGUAUUUAAACAUGGUAAUUUUAUUCUGUGUUUUAGGUUUGGGCAGCCAUUAGCUUAAAGCUCAUAGAUAUAUUCAAAAGUUCAAUAACUAACAGCUUUAUUUGCUAUCAGCUUAUACAAAUUCUGCUGUGGCUUGAAGUUUACAUUUCUAAAACCUUUUAAAUUGUUUAAAAGUGUGUCGUUUUGAAUAUGAUUACAUUCUGUCCUGCUAACAGCUGGAAUCGGCUAAUUAGUUGGGGACUCUUUAAUAAAAAAAAAAACCAAAUGCCUUAACAUGUUGACAACUUUGCCAUUCUACCAGGACUAGUUCAAUAGUCCUAAAGUUACACAUGUGUCACUUUAAUACGUGGAGUUUAACUGGCUAACAGUUAGCUUCGGCUUUGUGUCACCCAAACUUUAAGGCCCGAAAGCAGAAUGCUAUGGCUGUUCACAUGACAGGGUUUGCUUGGUUGAACUUUAUAAAGCGUUGUGAAGUUUCUAGGAGUAAAACAUUACAACUCAUUCAGGUUGUUGAAUUGUAAAUAGCUCUGGCUGCAUUUACUUGCUAGCACACUAGCUAGCUAGUUUUUAGUCACCUAGUCUGCAGCUACCCAGCAUUAGCUGGAGUUUGGAUACCUAGUUGUUUAGAAAUAAACACAAGUCUAUAAUUUUGAAGAUACUAGUCCAAAUUUAACCUUUUUAGUGUAUACAUAAUUAUUUAUAAAAUCUGACAAAUUUGAACUGUUUAACUAGUUGAUUUAUUUUUCCUUCACAUUUUUCAGAAACAUUGCACAUAACUAAAUGUGAUCUGAAAUUCCACCAAAUAUUCAUCUUAGUUUUUAACAAAUAUUUGUAUUUCAUUUUCAGUAGAAAAAAUAAUGAAUAACCUUAUAGCUGACUUUGUGUUUUCAGUGGGAUUUAUGAGCUUUAGCUACUAUGAUGUUCUUGCAGUAUUUCUUACAGUUUGAAGUAAAACAUAAUACACUCUCCAACUGUGUUUAUAAAUAUUCACUUUAUGCAGUAUUGUACUAAAUGAAGUGUAAAAAGCUUUAUUACUCCUCUUCUGCACCGGAAGGUUCAAGUAAAACAUGCACUGUAUCCACCAAGAACCAACUUUUACACAGCAAAAAUCAUUUUUUGUUUGUUUUAAAAUGGUUUUAUUUUUAUGUUUGAUGAUCAUUUUUGUAUUAUUGUUACUUUGAGAAGAAGUGUAAAGACAUUUGCACACAUUAA